This is a messenger RNA of Pollicipes pollicipes, 1895 nucleotides long. Its product is annotated as E3 ubiquitin-protein ligase rnf146. Lineage: Eukaryota; Metazoa; Arthropoda; Thecostraca; Pollicipedomorpha; Pollicipedidae. Gene Ontology annotation, biological process: ubiquitin-dependent protein catabolic process; Wnt signaling pathway. The transcript has 6 exons. Gene Ontology annotation, molecular function: ubiquitin protein ligase activity; poly-ADP-D-ribose binding; zinc ion binding. The record is from RefSeq and is a predicted model, not a curated record. Bases 300 to 1451 code for a protein of 383 amino acids. Gene Ontology annotation, cellular component: nucleus; cytoplasm.
AGUUCUGGGCGAGGGUCGUAGUACCUUAUUCGGCUGAGGAGCCAUCCCACUUCCAACUUGGCUCCAGUGCCCCCAAAUGUCAGAAGGAAAUUGUCCUAAGCUGCGGGGAAGCUAGUUAAUUGGCGUAUUCCUGGGCAUGUUUUGUCAUUUUUCAUUGCUUAGCCCCUCCCCCUGCUCCUCCAAACCCAUUUUGCUAGACUAUGUUCCUGGCCAUGGCAACUGUUUGGCAGUAGGUGGUGAUGAAUGGUGUUAACAAACUGGUGCUACACACACAGUGACAUGGUUUCACAAAGCUCAUCAUGGACAUAAGAGGAUCUCAGCCAGGACAAGCACCCCCUCCAUGUGACCCUUCACACAAUGAGGAGGCUGAUGCCAGACAGGGGUCACCAGAGCAGCACAGUUUGUCACGGCACAUCCCGUCCACGGCGACUGCCGCUCCGCCCAGUGCUGUGUCGCGCCACAGCCCUGAACCUGUGCCUGGGGCAUCUGGAACGUCACCAGAUGCCCCAGCUCCAGCCAGCUUCAGCCCGGGCCGGCCGGCCGGCGCGGCGCGCUCGUCGCCCCGGCGGCCCCGCCGGAACCGGAGCGAGCAGCCGCCGCCUGCCGACGCACCGCCCGGCGACGGUCGGCCGUCCCCGCCCGGUGGCGCGGCGUCGGCUCCGGCUGAUGGCCGUCUGCCUGCCCUAGCCCCGGCCGAUCUCGCCGCACAGCCGUCACUUGGAGUAGAAAGCCCCGGAGACGUGAACACAACACAGUUGGAUUCCCGGGGUCAGAAUGCUCAUGAUGCCACUGGCCAGCUGUCCUCCAAGCCGCAGUCGCCCUCGGUGGACAAAGCAGGUUCGGACGGGCCGGACUGCGCCAUCUGCCUGCAGGCCUGCGUCCACCCCGUCCAGCUGCCCUGCCUCCACGUCUUCUGCUUCCUCUGCGCCAAAGGAGCUGCCAAAAACUCCAAACGGUGCGCCAUGUGUCGCGCUGACCUGCCCCUCGACUACCUGGAGCACCCACGCCUGCUCAACGAGACUCAGCUGCAGCGCGAGAUGGCGCUCUCCGAAGGCUACCAGUGGUUCUAUGAGGGCAGAAAUGGCUGGUGGAAGUACGACGAGCGGACGAGCGCCGAGCUGGAAGCGGCGUUCAACGGCGGCCAGAAGCGCGCCGAGCUGCUGGUGGCCGGCUAUCGGUACGUGGUGGACCUGGAGGCGAUGCUGCAGCUGCGGCGCUCCGACCCGGCCCGCCGGCGGCGGGUCAAGCGUGACCUGGCCUCCGAGCCCAAGAAGGGCGUGGCGGGCAUCCGGCUGGGAGGGCAGCCGUCGCCGCCGGCCGGGGACGCCGCCGUGCCGGCCGUGGAGGUGGCGCUGUCCAGGCUGCACAUCGGCCAGCCGCCGCCGCUGCCGGAGGAGGAGGGCGAACAGCGGUGGACGCUGCACCUCGACUCGGACGAGGACCUGCUGUGAUCGGGCUCCCGGGAGCCGGGGGAGGGGCUGCCCGGCGCGCUCGGGAGCCGGUCGCUCACGCUGCGGCUGGAUGUCUCGUGUGCGCUGAGGAUCGCGCCAGGGCCCGGCGCGCUGGAGGGAGGCGGCCACCGGCGGACGUGGUUAUGGCUACUUCCUGUGUUGAAUGGAUUGGGGUUCGGCUCGGUCUGUCCCGACACCUGGCGCGACCAUUGCUAUUGUUAUAAACUGAAGGCUUUAUCUUUAUUUGUGUUAACCCAUACGUGCGUUUAUGUGUCGUGCACACGAUGGAGCAGGUGCGCGAUGUCCUUUACUCAGUGUCAACGUUCCAGAUGAUGGCUCAAUACAGCAUCGACGCCGGGUGUAAAUGUCGGUCACUAGUGAUGUGUUGGCUGGGUUUGGAGACGCAAGUUUGUGGAUCAGCGUAUUGGGUAAUAUAAGUUUGAG